This is a messenger RNA of Hydractinia symbiolongicarpus, 768 nucleotides long. RefSeq names its product mitochondrial inner membrane protease ATP23 homolog. Gene Ontology annotation, cellular component: extrinsic component of mitochondrial inner membrane. NCBI's taxonomy places the organism in Eukaryota, Metazoa, Cnidaria, Hydrozoa, Anthoathecata, Hydractiniidae. The record is from RefSeq and is a predicted model, not a curated record. Gene Ontology annotation, molecular function: metalloendopeptidase activity. The coding region runs from base 51 to 689 and encodes 212 amino acids. The transcript is spliced from 6 exons. Gene Ontology annotation, biological process: mitochondrial protein processing; mitochondrial proton-transporting ATP synthase complex assembly.
AAUAUACCGCGCCAUAUUGGUUCUUUCCAAAGUCGGCUUUCGUUUUCGAAAUGGCCGAGUCCACAUGUGCGCCAGAGAACCCAACCGUUACUCAUUUUGACGAAAAUGGCUUAUUGCACCGUUCAACACAAAAUACCCAAACAUUACGUUCUCACGCAAAAUGUGAAAAGAUGUUGGAAAGAUCAUGCUGUAAAGGGAAAUACGUUAAAGUGUUGUUAGAUGGCUUAAAAAAACUUGGUUGUGAUAUGGGAUUUGAGGAGAAAAAUAUUGUGUGCGAACCAUGUAAUCCGAAAUUAUACGCAGCAUUUGAUAUCGACAAAAAAGUGGUGGUUGUAUGCGAAAAUAAUUUGCUAAACCAAAAAUUUAUGGACGAUGUUUUAACACAUGAGCUGAUACAUGCUUACGAUGUUUGCCGAGUGAAGUUUGAUAAAGACAAUCUUGAUCAUUUGGCAUGUACUUCUAUACGUGUCGCGAAUUUAUCGGGAGAUUGUUUCUUCUGGAAAGAAAACUUUUUACGUUUCAGAUUUGGAUGGAAAGCGCAGAAACAGGAAUGCGUUCGAGAAAGAGCAGUAAAACACAUGAUGUGUAUAAAAGAUAUACCUGAAGACAUCGCCAGAGAGACUGUUGAGCGCGUUUUUUACGCGUGUUACAACGAUCACGAACCUUUUCCGAAAAUUCCGCCAUUAUAACAAUUAGUAGCUAGCUUUUAUAAUUGUAAAUUGUAUUUAUUAAAUUUUAUACUUAAUAAUAAUAAAUAUAAGUACUGUA